Molecule: messenger RNA, 1647 nt
Organism: Cavenderia fasciculata
Lineage: Eukaryota; Evosea; Eumycetozoa; Acytosteliales; Cavenderiaceae
Exons: 3
Coding region: 1-1647 (548 amino acids)
Source: RefSeq, a predicted model, not a curated record
AUGGAAUCAAUAGGUAACGAUUGUAUAUCGUCAAUUAUCAAUCUUUACUUUUAUUGUAUCAAUUUGUUAACGGAUGGUAAUACAACAACAACAACAACAACAACAGCAACAACGACGACGAUAAAGAAAAUAGAAAAUGCAUCAACAUCUAAUCAUUACUUUAAAGAUACAUUAUUUAAAAUAUCAAUGAUAUCAAUAUUAUAUCGUCAAGACGAUAACCAAAGUGUAAUGAAUCUAUUGAUGACUUGUAAAGAUGCUAUGAAAUGGAAGGACAGUGUAGUGUUUCCAAGAUUACCUUUGAAUGAUAUCGUUCUUGGAAAAAUCAAUCAACAACUACCUCGACGAUAUAAUAGUGUAGAUAUCGAGAAUGAGGGAGAUCUACACUAUUUCAAAAAGAAUAAAGAUGGUUUAAUCAAUCAUCACUGUCGAGAACUAAAAUAUCUUAUUAGUAAACCAAUACCAGCUGGAUUCAUACCAGAUCAUUUUACAAAGAUAAUCUCUCGUGGAGGAAUACAAGUUGGAUCAAUACCACCAUUCACAACUCAUCUCAUACUGAACAGUUGUUUACAAGAUCAAAAGAUAUAUCGAAAGCUCUUCCCAGAUACAUUGGAAAAACUCUAUCUACCAUAUGGAGAGCUUGACAAACGCUCAGACAUUCAAGAUCUUUUACCACACAAUAUUAGGGUACUUUCUAUCACAUCCAAUUUGGUGAAACCCUAUCUAUUUAAACUCAAGCAACUACGUAGCCUCACCAUAUUCGAAAUCUUUGGUGAACAAGACAGUGAUGAAGAUGAGGACUAUGACAAACAUAUUGAUGUGCAUAGAGGGACUCUACCCAAUACAAUCGAGCAUUUAUAUCUUGAAAAUUGUGUCAUCGAGACUGGAUACAUUCUUCCAUCAAGUAUAAAGUACCUCUCAAUCAACCUCGACAAAAACUCUCUUGAUUGUGUUCCCUCUUCUGUAGAGUAUCUACAUAUAUAUUCAAACCGACAGGAUGAUCGUACAACAGUCUUGGAAGGAACCAUUCCUUCAUCAGUUACAACUCUAAAGUUGGAUGGCCCACUCCAACUUAGUCAUAAAUUGCAUAUCCCACGGUCAGUCACCACCUUGACCCUUGAAGGUCUUGAAUCAGUCCCACCCAUUCACAUUAUCCCAGAUAGCAUCACCACACUCUAUAUCAGAGGAUUAAAUUGUCAAUUUGAUGGAACCAGAUACCCAAAGAGUAUCAAGUAUUUUGGUAUGGAUAGAGAAUACAAAUUCCCACUCAAAUCAUGUAUUCCACCAUCAACAAAGUAUUUUGAUUAUCAAGUCUCCAAUCCAUCUAAAGUUAAAGCCAAAGAUAUUCCAAAUGGAGUUACUCAUAUUAGAUUUGGUCCUAAAUUUGAUCAAUCAUUGGUUCAAGGAUUUAUACCAGACAGUUGUGAGUAUUUAGAAUUCCCUAGCAACUAUGAUAAAGUACCACUUUGGCGGGCAGUACCAAAACAUUUAAAAACUGUAGCUUGUAGUCCACUCUGUCACAAUAUUAGUGAAAACAUACCAUCAUCCAUCAAACAAACAUGUUCAACCAAAGCUCCCAAAGGAGGCCCUUGGGCGAACCAUCCAGGCUUUGAUUUUUGGGACUUUAAUGAUUGGCAUUUGGAAAUUUAA